Molecule: messenger RNA, 12143 nt
Organism: Haliotis rubra (blacklip abalone)
Lineage: Eukaryota; Metazoa; Mollusca; Gastropoda; Lepetellida; Haliotidae
Product: kinesin-like protein KIF13B
Exons: 38
Biological process (GO): mitotic spindle organization; microtubule-based movement
Molecular function (GO): microtubule motor activity; ATP binding; microtubule binding
Source: RefSeq, a predicted model, not a curated record
UAGUAUAGCCAAUAUGGCGACUCUUGUGUGAAUUUACCAGGUGAAACGGAGGAAAAUAUUGAAUGGAGAUGCUGUCGUUUGUUUACAGCUAGUGUUGGCGACAUUUCAUAUCUAGGAGAUACAUUUACUGGAGGAGUGUGAAUUCUACUAAGGAAAAUGACGACGGAUAAGGUUAAAGUCGCUGUUAGGGUUCGCCCUAUGAAUAAGCGAGAGCUGGAUAUGACAACGCAGAUCGUGGUGGAUAUGGAGAGAGAUCAGACGAUUCUACGUCCAUUAAAAGACAGACAUGAUGGGACUGGUCGCAAGGUGCCAAAGACUUUUGCCUUUGACCAUUGUUUCUGGUCCAUGCGUCCAAAUGAUCCGAAAUUUGCAGACCAAGAGUCAGUAUUCAACUGUCUGGGCAACGACAUCUUGGAGUGUGCCUACGAGGGAUACAAUGGCUGUAUAUUUGCUUAUGGACAAACAGGGUCGGGGAAGUCAUACACGAUGAUGGGGACGAAGGAACAGAAGGGAAUCAUCCCUCGCCUCUGUGAUGCUCUGUUUGACCACAUCGCCAAGGUCACUAAGGCAAACCUGUCUUUCAAGGUGGAGGUGUCCUACAUGGAAAUCUACAAUGAGAAAGUCCACGACUUGCUAGAUCUGACAGGGAACAAACAGAACCUUAAGGUUCGGGAACACAACAUUUUGGGGCCAUACGUGGAUGGGUUAUCUACCUUGGCAGUCGGAUCCUUCCAGGAUAUAGACAGUCUGAUGAGUGAAGGGAACAAAUCUAGAACAGUAGCAGCGACCAACAUGAACAGUGAAAGUAGCCGAUCUCACGCAGUCUUCAAUAUCAUCAUCACACAGACACUCACCGACCUCCAGUCAGGGGUGUCGGGGGAGAAAGUCAGCAAGUUAUCCCUGGUGGAUCUGGCAGGGAGCGAGCGAGCCCAGAAGACCGGGGCAGUUGGGGAGCGGCUCAAGGAGGGCAGCAACAUCAACAAGUCACUGACCACUCUCGGCCUCGUCAUCUCCGCGCUAGCAGACUCUGCAGCUGGGAAAAACAAGAACAAGUUCGUCCCAUACCGGGACUCUGUCCUAACAUGGCUUCUCAAGGACAACCUGGGCGGCAACUCCAAGACUGUAAUGGUGGCAACCAUCAGUCCAGCUGGCGACAACUACGAAGAAACAUUGUCCACGCUGCGCUAUGCAGACCGAGCCAAGAGGAUUGUCAACCAUGCUGUCAUUAAUGAGGAUCCAAAUGCACGAAUAAUCCGAGAACUUCGUGAGGAGGUUGAGACCUUAGUGAAGCAGCUCAAUGAAGCACAGAACAUGCGAGCUCCGGACCUGAAGGAUCGUCUGGAGGAAUCAGAGAAGUUGAUGAAGGAGAUGAGCAAAACAUGGGAGGAGAAGCUGGCUGAAACGGAACGUAUACACCAGGAACGCCACAAGGCUCUGGAACAAAUGGGCAUCUCUGUGGAGACGUCUGGCAUCAAGGUGGAACAUGAAGGGGCGUUCCUUGUCAACCUUAAUGCUGACCCGUCCCUCAAUGAGCUGCUUGUCUACUAUCUCAAGGAGCACACGAUGGUUGGGCGGCCGGAUGCGCCCACCCAACAGGACAUCCAGCUGCGCGGGCUGGGCAUUAUGCCGGAACACUGUCUUGUGGAUGUCGAUGGUCCAGAAGUCUACAUCACACCACUAGAGGGAGCCAGAACGUGUGUUAAUGGUGCCGUCAUCCACGAAAGAAAGAAGGUCCGACAUGGAGAUCGUAUUCUGUGGGGGAAUAAUCACUUCUUUCGUCUUAACUGCCCACGACCAACUAAUAGUCCCCAGACCCAGCAUGCUGACCCAUCAGAACAGAAGAUCGACUAUAACUUUGCCCAGCAGGAGCUGAUGAUGCAAGAACUGUGUGACGACCCCAUACAGGAAGCCAUCUGUGCCAUUGAGAAACAGCACGAGGAAGACAAGCAGGAGGCCCUGGAGAAGCAGCGCCAGAUGUACGAGAGGCAGAUGCAGAUGUUGCGGAAUCAGUUGAUGUCUCCAGGCACCCCAUCGUACCCCUUCCCCCCAUUUGAUGCCACUCGCCUCACCCCAACAGGAAACAUGAACACACAGAACAGCAUCCAGAAGAAGUACCAGCAGUGGGCACAGGACAGAGAGAAGGUGUUCCUGCACAGCCUCGUCAAGCUGCGGGAGGAGGUGGUCAAAGCCAACACUCUGGUUAGGGAGGCCAACAACCUGGCAAAGGAGAUGGGCAAGCAGACUGAGUUCCACGUGACACUACAGAUACCUGCUGCCAACCUGAGCCCCAACAGGAAGAGAGGAACAUUUGUCAGCGAACCCGCCAUCCAGGUGAAGCGGCGUGGUCGAGCCAAUCAGAUCUGGUCGAUGGAGAAGUUGGAGAACAAGAUCAUUGACAUGCGUGAGAUGUAUGAAGAGCGCAAGUCACAGGGACUUCCGAUGAUGGUACAAAACGUCCUGGGAGUCAGUGACUCUGAGAUAUUUCAUAAAUGUGAAUAAAUAUUUGUGAAUAUAAUAAAUUGUUGUUCAUUUGACUGACUGUGUUUUUCUUCAGGACGAGGGCCCCCAGUCAAAGGCGACCCUUUCUACGAGUCUCAGGAGAAUCACAACCUUAUCGGGGUGGCCAAUAUCUUUCUGGAGUGUCUGUUUUAUGACGUGAAGUUGGACUACCAUGUACCAAUCAUCAGUCAACAAGGCGAGGUUGCGGGAAAGCUGCAUGUGGAGGUGUCCAAGAUGGGUGGAGCUGUUUUGGACCGCUACGUGGACCUGACAUCUGAAAGUGGGGACGAGGAUAAUAAUGUGCCCAUGGGAGCCCCACUGAUGGUGCGGAUCAAGAUCCGAGAAGCCCGUGGUCUGCCGCCAGCCUUGUGUAACUUUGUGUUCUGUCAGUACUCAUUCUGGGGGGAGCGAGACCCCAUGGUGGUACCUCCCGAGGUCAACCCAGAGAUCAUCACCAAGCAGGACACUGUCUCCUUUAUAUUCAACCAUGAAAAUGACAUCCGCAUCCCGAUAUCCGAGGAGUUCAUAGAGCAUUGUUCUGAAGGUGCACUGUCCAUAGAAGUGUGGGGCCACAGGAGUCAGGGCUUCGGACUCAACGGUACCAUGAUGGAGUCGGCUCAGGCCAAGACACGCACGCUAUCAGACAGAUGGAACGAGGUGAUGAGGAAGAUUGAGUUCUGGUCAGAGGUGCACGAGUUGAAUGACCAGGGAGAGUAUAUGCCAGUCGAAGUCAUGCCCAAACCUGAUGUCCCCACCGCUGGUGUCUUCCAACUCCGACAGGGUCACUCCCGGCGCAUCCUUGUGCGUGUCAAGCCAGUGGCCAACUCUGGGACACUGCCUCUCAUCUGUGAGGCUAUCACAUCGGUUUCCAUUGGUUCCAUUUCUGUGCGAUCCAAACUUCAGAAGGGUCUGGACAGUUACCAAGAGGAGGAUUUGAAUCAUCUCCGUGAGCGUUGGUCUGAUGCCCUCAAGAGGAGGAAAGACUACUUAGAUGAGCAGAUACAGAAGCUCAUCAACAAGCCAGAUAAAUCUGAGGCUGAUUCUGAGAGGGAAAGAGCACUCAUUGAGCAGUGGGUGUCUCUGACAGAGGAAAGGAAUGCUGUUCUGGUGCCUGCCCCCGGAAGUAGUAUACCAGGGGCACCUGCAGACUGGGAUCCCCCACAUGACAUGGAGGAGCACUCCCCAGUCCUGUUCCUGGAUCUUAAUGCAGAGGACAUGAGCACCCCAAGUGCCAAGGAAGGCUCUCAAGCUGCCGGUAUCAACUCCAUCCUGCCCAAAGAACAUGGAGCUCAGUUUGUUUCACUGCCGAUCAUCAAGAGCUUCACAGAAAAGGAAAAUGUGUGUGCACUGGUAUCCUGGGACUCCUCCAUCCACGACUCUCCCCACCUGAACCGAUUAACGCCCACCAAUGAGAGGAUAUAUGUCAUCCUAAAGGCAGUUGUCCGCCUGAGUCACCCCGCAUCCAUGGAGCUAGUCCUUCGCAAGCGAGUCUGCAUCAACAUCUACAAGAAGCAAAGUCUCUCCUCCUUCACCAACAUCCUCAAGAACAGGUUUAUCGGAGGGGACUAUCUGUAUGCCAGUGGUAUCACCUAUGAGGUUGUGUCCAACAUUCCAAAGGGGUCAGAGGACCUGGAGGGUAUGGAGACCCUGGCACAGAUGGCCGCUAGUCAGAAUGAGACCAAAGCUGUGGAUGGGGAGACCUACAUCGAGAAGUACAUCAAGGGAAUCUCGGCCGUGGAGAGCAUCCUCACUAUCGACAGGCUUCGUCAGGAGGUCGUAGUCAAGGAACACCUUGCCGUCAGUGGGAGAUCAUUACGGAAGACCACCAGUGUCCCUAACAUCAAUCAGAUGCUAACCUCACCCACCAAGCUUGAAGAUCAGAUACGAGCUGACAGCAUACAGGAUCUCACCAGUGAUGCCGCAUUGUCAAAAUCCCCGACUUUUGCGGGUGAGUUUCGACAACGAGCAUUUUCCGACGUGAACGAGUCCAUGAUCGCGUCUUACCGCAGGGAAGUGGGUCGUCUUAAAAAGCUUUCGGUCGGCCUAGCCCGCCCGAGCUUCCUCAACCUCCGUUCUAGUACCAAUGGUAACUCGGCUAAGCGUACGUUUAAACUAUUGUCUCGUUUCUUCCGUGAAGAACAUGCAUCCCCCAAGUCUGUGCUGAGUCCCCACACAUCCAAGCUGGUGAAGCCGAUGAGGACUCUGAUUGAGGAACAGCACCAGAGAGAGUCUCGGCCACUUCUACACCAAGACACAGAGGAGGACUUGGAUGAUGAAGAGGAGUUGAUACCAAAGUCAGUAUCUCGCCUUCAGCAACAGGACCAUGAUUCACGCAGUCUUGACUCAGAUGAUUUUCAGGAUUUUGAGUCAUACCAGAGCCAGCAGACAGCUCGUGUGCAGAGAGAGGGCGCUCUGGCUCUUAGUCACAUGACCCACUCCUCCACCAAUGACAGUCUAGUGGAGGUGCAGGCGAAGAGCUGCACACCCAGUAUGACGUCCAGUGGCUAUGGCUCUCAAGCUGUGUCCUCUCUCACCUUGUCUUCAGAGGAUUCACUCAGUGUUAAGAGCAUUGAUGACAAUGAGAAUAUCAAAAACAAGACAGCUCACAAGUCUGGCAGCACAGAACACAGUGGAGACAGCGAUGAGGAGGACCAAGCCAAGGUAGAGAAUGAGGACCACGCAAAGAUGGAAGAUGAGGACCAUGCCAAGGUUGAUGGUGAUACGGCCAGAAUGGGCGGUGGCAAUUCUGAAACAACUCUUGAUGAUUCCAAUGGAUUGGUUCAAAAUGAUUCAAAUGAUUCUGGUGAUAAUGACACUGGUGGUAAUCGCAAAUCCCGAUCCGAUUCUUUGCUUGAUGAGGGAGUGCCUGAGAUUCAUGAUGCCCCUCUCAAGCCUAUACCGACGCCACCUCCCAAUGGGAAAGAGUUUGAUUUCAGUCAGACGGAGAAUGAUCAUGAAGCUGUGAAAUCUGCUGCUGAGACAUCCAGCCAUGAACCUCUCUCACGUAUAGACUCAAGCAACUCUGAACCAAGUGACAGUGCAAUAGGUCGUGGCGAUGGGGACAAUGAUCCAUAUAGUGUAACUGCAAUGGAGGAACUGGAGAAGCUUGGGGAAGAUGAAGGAGCUGACUCAGAGACCGUGGACAAAUCUUCUUUAGGAAGUGCCAAGCCAGAGGUAAAGGAUACCCCAAGAUUGUCUGUAUCUGAAUCAGAGAACCUUGACAAGAAGACGCAAGGCAAGACCACCGAAACGCCAGUUGUUGGUUUGAAAUCUUCUUCUUUGUCAAACAUUAUUUCACCUAAGACAGACAAGUCUGCAUUGUUGGGUAGUGGACAGAAAACACCUGAUUCUAAGGGAGUUGUACGUCGGAAGGGAUCCGGGUCACGCCAGCGUCCAAUGUCCUGCACAGUCUCACCUCAGAUCGACACAGCCAUGAAGGCGUGGCAGGAGGACCUCGGUAUGGACAGGAGAAGUAGUCUUCAUGUGUCAGAGGAUCAGCUAAAUGCUAUGGAUGACUCCCUGAGUGAGUGCUCCUUUGGAAGCAGAGCUGACCUAGACCGUCUGCACGAUGGCCCAGUCCCGUCCUGGAUUCAGGAGGGGGAGUUUGUGACUGUCACUUCCUCUCGUGUGGGGCCCAAGACAGGGGUGGUACGCUUUGUGGGGAACGUGGAGUUUGCAGCGGGUCCCUGGAUCGGGGUGGAACUGGAUCUGCCUGAAGGUAAAAAUGACGGCUCUGUGAAUGGUGUUCGAUACUUCAAAUGCCGUCACCGACAUGGUGUCUUUGUCCGAACAGAGAAACUUAUCUGGGACAAGAAGAGGAAAGGGUCAAGGAAGAGUCUGUCCUCAAGUCGUCGGAGCUUAGUGGGAUCGUCCAGCAACUUGUCGCAUUCAUCUUCUAACAUUUCCCAGCAGUCCAGUGCAGGGGGGUCGUACAUGCGAGCCACUUCCGCCAGCCAUGCCAAGAAAAAAUGAGCUGAUGUUUAUGCUGACUUUGCAUCAUUUCUUAUCUCCAUAAUAAAUAGAUAACGUUGACAUAUCAUUGCAAAACCCAUACCCUUCAGGAACUAGUGCGUCGCAGGGGAGGUAUAGAGACGACAUAAGUCAGCCUCUAUGUACAUACAUAGUCAGUCAGAGUUGAUUUUACAGAUUUACAAAUUUCAUCUUUGAAGGGAACUGACUUUGGGUUAGGAUUUGCCCAAGUUGUAGAUGUACUAAAUGGCUAUCGUCAUUUCUUGUUUCCUGUCUCAUUGAAUAUAGUCCAUAAAUUAGUCCUGAAACUGCUUCAGACUUUGGUGAACUCCAGUCAAUACUGUUAGUUCUCUCACUUUCAGUUGGCAUAUAUAUAUAUAUAUACAUAGUUGAACAUAGUUGUUGUGAUUUGUUAAAACUUUUAGCUGCCAUUUGUAUAUUUGAGACUGAUGUGCAUAUUGCUAUGUAUAGUUGAAUCUGUUUAUCUGUAUUGUGAUAAGAACAAGCUUUAUCAUCAAGCUUUUCCUGUUGUGAAAUAGAAGAUGGUUGUUUGUGAUUCAUUUGCAGAGAUUUGUCACUUUUCUUAUGUUACCAAUGAUGCAUGAUACGUCCUUUAUAGGACUCUUCAUAAUCAGAUGCAGAUGACCAUAAUCCUUGACUUGUCAGUGACAACCCUUGGCACAAGUGGGCAUGGAUUACCUGCCCUUAGUUUCAACCUCUUGGGUUGUCCCCCUUUAUCAUCACUUCUGUGAAGGUUCUCACAGCUUGGCAAGACUGUUUAAUUUUGAAGAUGUUACAUUAAGUUUGCAGUUUGAAAUGAAAUUCAGUUGUUUGCAUGGAUGGAACUGGCUUGAUCAACAGAAUGUGAAUGUGCAACAGAACGUGGCUGAUCAAGAGAAUGUGAUUGAAGUGAACAGAAUGUUCAAACAGACGAACACAGAGUCAAAUUGUCGGAACUUCUUCAUAAUCCAGAGAUAAUUCAGAAAUAAGCUGAGUAUUUGAAAGAGGACCACUUGCUGAAUGUGGAGUCACAUGUCCCACUCCAAGAUCAAAAUGGAAGCCUGUGACAAACAAGAACAGAUGAGACAUAAGUUUUGCCAGAUUUUUACUGGUGUUUGUUUACUAGUAUUUGUUAUGAUAUUGUCUGACUACGUUAAAAGACUCAGUAAGUGUUGUUGCUGUUGGAGAUCCACCCACUGAGGGGCCUGGCCAACAUCUGGACUUCCUGUACACAUUAGUGUUACAAUGUUUGAGAUGGACGUAAGAAGGAAGAUUCUGUCACAAGACUGACACAAGAUGGAUUACAGAAGAAGUUGAUGAAUAACUUGUUAAUUUCUACCAAGUUUGCCAAGAAUUUCUUGAAAAUAUUUCAUCAGUUUGUUGGAGAUGCGAAGAGAGCAGUUGCUACAAUCUUUUAUGUGUGACAUCAGAAGUCCAGCCCCAGAAACCAUAAUAGCCUUGAGUUGUGGAAGGUCAUGAUAUUAUCGUGAGAGACAGAUCCAACUGUGACAAAGAUUCCUGUCUACGUUGUGGAGUCCCUGACAAGCUACACUGAUGGCUGCUUCCUCUUCUGCAUAAUACACACAGCAUCUGUCACGGGAAACCGCUCAGCUAAACAGAAUCAUUCCCAGCAUUGUCGGUGUUGAAUCACCAUGGAAACAAGAAGGAGUAUUAGCUUUCGUUAUUUCGAAUGCUUCUUCUAUCUGUUCAAGGUAUGGUGGUAACCCUGCAGGCGACAUCUGUUAGGGCAACAUCAGGUAGAAGCUUAGUGCUAUUGAAGACAGAAUCAAAUUAACCUGAAUCUACAAGAACAUACUGCUUAUGAAAGAUUGACAUGACUGUGUCUUCAUGGUAGAAGCUACAAGAGUAGUUCUAUCGUAGGCGGUUUGCCACAAGAGUGCUAGAAGAAUAUUGUCCGAGCAGUUUGAUCUCAUGUAAGCUGACUGUUGUGUAGUUAAUGGAUGAGGGUAGCCAAGAUAUGAAGGAGGACAAGGCAAUCAAAGCUCACAGUAGUGCAAUGGUGUAAAUAAUGGCAACUUUUACAUACAACUUUAUUUAUUUGAAUAUUUGUAAUUAUAUACAUUCAAGAUAGAUGUUAUUGCUCAAGAAUAUAGUCAUGAUACAUACUUUCUUUUUCCUUCAGAUUAGUUAAGUCAAACUAUGCCACUGAAUUUUUAAACCAACCUGUGAAUGUUUAUGUAGAUAUAGGUGUAUACAGUAGUGCCUCCGUUACUGUCUGACAUCAUAGUGCUGUUGCCUCUGGUGGGGGCAAUGCCCUUGUCUCACACUGACCCAAUAUGUGCCCAGGCCUAAUGACCCAAAUCCACAUUGAUCAUAUACAACCAAGUACAGGGUGCUGGGGAGUAACAAUUCAUUGAACCGUGAUUAUCAUCAUUAUCCAUGGCAGAUAUCAGUAUAUAGCUGCAGAUAUCUUCUGUUAACAUGGAUGCCAACCAAGCCAUGUUGACACAUGUAAUUAAUUCUGUUAAUCAUUUAUUGGUUUAAUUAUUGUUGUACCUUGUUUGAAGAGACAGGUAUCUAGUCAGAUGACAUAACCUAAAGUACACCAUAUUUACUAUAUACACCUACAGUUUCUCCUGUGAAUCUAGAGCACUUUCCAAAUAGUCUGGGGAUUGUGGAGGAGCUUCAUGGUCAAAACAUUCGACAUCACGCUGCUGGCCCAGGUUGUGUACAAUGUAUGGAACCCAUUGUUGGUGUCUCUGCUGUGAUAUUGCUGGAAUAUUGCUGAACACUCUCACUCACUCACCCACUCACUGCUGAAUCUAGGACUUGGCAAUUGCAUCAUUUUGUCAUGUGAAAUAAUGGAUGGAAAUCUUCAUUGAAGCACAUUUUCAAAUGCUUGUCAAACUAUCGCAGUGCUAUGGCAAUAGUGACCUCAAUAAUCCCCCUAUUGUGGACUUGACAGACCCAUGAAGACAUGUUACUCCACACUAGAUGUGAACAUAUUUGCUUAUCUGUAUGCUAAUUCAACUGAUACAUUCAACUUCAUAACUAAUACUUCUUUGGUAAAGUAUAAUACGACAUCAUAUUUCAGUUAAAGACUACAGGGUAUAAUGAAAGCAGUUUCAUGAAAGCUGACAAAAUGGCUGGAUUCACAGCUGUGAUCUCAAAGAAAUAUACCAAAUAAGAAAAUCUGUAGUGUAUCUGAAUCUGUUUAGUUUGAAUAUUUUGAAGAUGUACAAAGUUAUACCAGUAGGUAGGUACAUCAUGAAAUCAAAUCUGCAACUCCCCACCACAAUACCGAAAUAGCUUCAUUCACUAGCCACACAAUGUUGAACAGUUUAUAUGUGAUAAUAUAUUGAUUUGUAAUAAUAAUUUAUCCUGCCUGUGCUAUGAUGAGGAACAGUGUACAAACAGCACUGCCCGGCAUAUACAUGUAUAUAUAUAUACUAUAGGAUGAUGGUGUCAUACUUGUUUUUCCAUACUGUACAAUGUAUAAACCCCUAGUCCUACCUUCAUCUUCACACACAUCCAUCAAUUGUUGAAGUUUUAAAAAAAAAAAGACAAGCCCAUGAAAUGGAGAUACUUCUCUUGUCCAUUUAAGCCUAUAUUAAAACGUUUACAUCAUUCCAAAGUUUAAUUUGGUCAAAGUUAAAUGGUGCUUGCUACUAUCUUAACAUUGCAGGAUAACACUGAUAUUAUUGCCAAGUUGGCCAGCUCUAGUGUGUAUUUACUAGAAAAUAUCAGCAUCUGUUUAUGUAGCCAAAUCUGCUGUUGCAGAUUUUAAGGCAUAGCUGCCUGCUGAUUCUGCUUAGUCAGUGUUCACCAGUACAGGACCUUGAUGCAUUUAAUUACUGUGUUGUUAUUGUAUUUCUGUGUAUCAUCCUCUUUAAUUGUGCACAUUUGAUUAUCAGAUACACGUUUGAAUCAUUUAUUGUCCUCAUACAACAACCUCUAUAUAUGAAGACAGAUGCACCUUUGUUUUCUCUUCUUUAAGAUGUCUUAAAGUAUGUUCUGGUAGUCUUGUGGCUGACUCCACUUGCUGUUGAUAUUGCUCUAAUGAUGCCAUAGAAAUUAUGUCUGUUACCAAUUUUCAAGAUGCUCGUCAAUUGUGUUAAUGUGAUAGGACAUAGGCUGUUUCCUUGUCCUCUCCCUGUGACCUGACAACUGGUCAAGACAUAGAUGUAUGAUAUUAAGCAAAUAACUGCUUAUUGUAAAUUUUCAUUGAUAAUGAUAUGAUUGCACAAGCCUGUUGUAUAGGAACAGUUCACUGGAACAUCAAAUUGAUUCUGCAAAUGACGCUAAUAAAUCAUGAUGCAAUUAGUUUGAUAAUAAUAAACAGAAUAAUUGUACAUAUUCUUCCCAAAGAAGAAUAUUCUACCCAGAAUUCUGUUGAACAUCCGGCCUGUUGUUCAUGUUUCAGUCAAUGCUUUGUGGUUUGAUCUCUUGAGAACAUUUUGAUUAUUUUCCAAAAGAUCUAGAUACAGAUUGUAAAGUUACUGAGUCUGUUUAUGUGUUUUGUUGGUCUUAUUGUCCAAGCAUGGAGAGGCUUGUACAUACACAGCCAGCGACAGGCUGUCAACUCAACACAGCAGUAGCAGACUAUCCUGUGGACAGAAACAUUGUUAUAUUUUACGUGCCAUGUACAAUGAGUACAUGAGGCCCAUACAUCUCUAUUUUAGAAACAUUUGUGAGAUUUCUUGUUGAUCUCAGUGAAGUCUAUGUGUUUUUGUUAUCAUAUUCCCAGUCCAUUCCAUAAUUACCCAUACCUCAACAUGAUUACAGUCAGCCAGUCAGUGUGUUCCCAGACUCCCGGGUCAUUCACAGUCAUCAGUAACUCACUGGAUUAUGUCCUCAUACCAUCAUCAGAUUCUAAAACACGAACAUACAUGUGCCACAGUUGUCGGCUAGUUUUGGAUUAAUGUUGACAUUGAUAUGUUGUUUACAGUUAAUGAGCAGGAACAAUAACGGAAUGUUGUGAUUCUUGGCAAUGAUCAAAAUAAUAUGGACAGACAGAUCACUGAGGGCAUAAGAUGCGUACAUAGAAAUGCUAGCAUACUGGAAGACUAGUCAGAGUGGCUGCUGGGUAAUUUGUGACUGGCUCCAGCUGUCUGUAUUUUUGUCAAUGUUUGUGAUUCACCAUGUGCUUGUGUUGUGCUCAUCCUUCCCUCUCAUAUCCAGUCACAGAAACUGUCACAGAACUGUCACGGAACAAGCUAUGGAAGCAUAAUGGGCUCACACUAAAAACUUCUAGUUGAACACUAUGUAUAUAAAUAUGGCCAAUGGAAUUUAGAUUUUAUAUUUUUAUGGAAAAAAUGAAAUUUAGUGUAAACUGUUAAAAUUGCUUGAGUUAGGAUAGAUUGAAAUGUUUCAUGACUCUGCAAGGAGUUCACAUUUGUUUAGAUACGAGCUUGUGUGGCACAUCAUCGUCCUGGCAGAUUCCGAGGAUGGCGUGGCAUGUCACUGUGUGACUUGAUAUGGGGGGCUUCACCAGGGCUGUUGUGAGUUUUGUCAGUAGCAUCCAUGAUGAUCGUUAGUCUGCCCCACAAAGGGGAACUGGUACUGUCAUGCGCAGAGGGCAUUGCUGUGUUGCUAUGGAGAUGAGUGGCUGUUUCUGUACGAUUCUGCCCAGAAUAGUAGCCUUUGUGGGUACUACCCAAAAUUUGGGCCCUGUCAUAUCACUGCUUUGAAAAUAAAUAAGUACUGACACUUCA